Molecule: messenger RNA, 5118 nt
Organism: Closterium sp. Naga37s-1
Lineage: Eukaryota; Viridiplantae; Streptophyta; Zygnematophyceae; Desmidiales; Closteriaceae
Source: the annotation of a GenBank genome assembly
AUGCUGUGGACCACGGACGACCCGCCGCGUCUUGACAUGGACGACCCGCCGCGCCUUAAGUCGGGCGAAUCGCCGCGCUUUGCGACGGAAGAUCCUCCGCGCGUGGGAAUCUGGGCGAGAGGUCCUGACUCUCACUCCCCCUCCGACUUGUCACCUCCGUCCUCGCCACCAGCGCCUGCACUCGCAGCCGCAACCGAGGCAGAUGUGGGAGCAGGGGCAGCGGCAGAGAGGCGGCAUGCAGCGCGAUUCCUAAGCGACGACCUGAUGGGCAUGGAGCAGCUGGGGCGCGUGACUCGUGGCGGCUUCUACUUCUGCAACUUUGGCUGCUCCGACCCCGUAUCGUCUCUCUCCAAGGACGAGCGCCUGGUUAUCCAGCCGCUUCCACUUCCCGCGGGCUUGCACACGCGUCUCGGGCAGCGGCUGUCGCGACAGCAGCAGCACGUGAGCGCGCUUCACAUGCCCGUGACUCUCGACAUAUCCUCGGAAUGGGCGUGGCAGCUUUCCGAUAUGAUGGCCUUCGCGCGCUCAUGCGUGAACCUGCGGUCGCUGCACCUUGUCUCUGAGCUGCCGAGAUACUGCUGGUGCCCGUUUCAUGAGGAGCUGACAAAGCCCAUGGAUUGGGAAUGGAAGAAGCACACUCAGGCGGAGCAGAUGAGGCAGCUUAUAUCGAGUUGUCCUCAUCUACACUCACUGCACUUCAUCCUCUGUAGUAAGAAUUACCUUACAAUCAGUGAAGAAGUAGCUGCCUUGCUCUCCCGUCUCGCCCACCUCUCCCUGCCUCUCUUCGAUCUCCCCUCUUACCUCUUUCCCCACCUCUCCUCCCUCCGCUCUCUCCGCCUCUCCCUCUCUGCUCCCCACCAUCCCCUCCUCCUCUCCGGUCGACCCUUCCAAUCUCUCUCCCUCCUCUCCCUCCUCCACCUCUCCCUUGGAUCACCCACCACCGGCCUUUCUGAGCCUCUCUCACCGGACCUGUUUGCUGGGCUCGGACCAAGCCUGCGGUCCUUGACGUUCCUAGUGUGUGCGAAUCCGAGAGGGGUGGAGUGGGAGAGGAGGAAAAGGCGUGGUGGGAGGGGGGAGGGAGGAGGCGGUGGGGUGGAGGAGGGUGGGGAAUGGGUGGGGGAUGGGUGGGGUCGGGAGGACGAGGUGGUGUGCUGGCUUCCUGCCUCGCUGUGGUCGCUCACGCGCCUGCAGCACCUGACCACCAACGUGGGAGGCGGCUGGGACUGCACGGGCCUCAACGCCCUCUUCCCCCCCCACGCCUCCCACCCUCUCGCUCCCUCCCCUUCGUGCUGCUGCUGCCCAUCCUCUUCCCCUGGCAACGACGAUUCUACACACCCGCACCAUUGUCAGUGCCUAGCCUCCCUUUGUAACCUAACCUCUCUCUCCCUCCUCGCUUACCGCACCUUCCCUCCCUGCCUCUUCUCCCUCUCCUCCCUCACUCUCCUCUCCAUCCCCCUCGCCUCUCCUCUCCAAUCCCCCGCUUCUCUCGCCCUCUUCGCCCACUGGCCCCAUUUGUCUCAUCUGCACGUGAAUGGUGAGGGUGCUGCCAAACCAGCCUUCUGCCACAGCGAACCUGUAACUGGUCUCGCCGAACCUCCCUUGUGCCCCGAAGCAACCCCUUCGUCAGCCUCCCUCCGCCACGUCACUCUCACGGGAACAGCUGGCGUCAUCCCAUUGGCGGUGUGGGGGAGGCUGUGCCCUCAGCUGCAGUCGCUCAAGAUCCAAGGCUCGCCCCUCGUGGCUGUGCACGGGUGGGGGGAGGCAUCGUGGGAGGCAAAGGGGGAGGAUCUUGGGGAGGGGGAUGUGGAAAAGGGCGCAUGUGGUGAGGGGGAGGGCGCAUGUGAUGAAGGGGAGGUCGGAUGUGGUGUAGCAGAGAAGCUACCUGCGAGCAUCUUCCCUUUCCUUGAGGAGCUUGUGCUCCGCAAUGUGAGAAGCCAUGCACACAUGUACACAGGCCCACAGCAGCAACAGCAGCAGCGUACACUCGCAUUCAUGGGCCUCCUGCCCCGCCUAACCCACUUGGCCAUCCACAACACCCCAUGGCCGUCCCACCCCCACUUGCACGCACCCACCAUCCUCCCGCCCCUCCUCCCCAAACUCACCUUCCUCCGCAUCCACUCCCCCCCACGCUCCCCCCUCCCCGUGCUGCCACACCUGCGCACGCUCAUAGUGGGGUCCUACCCGCACUCCUCGCGUUUCCUCGCCUCGCUCGCCCUCUUCCCCUCCCUAACUGCCCUCCGCAUCUUCAACCUCUCCAUGCACAACUACCACUCCGCCCUCUCCUGCCCUCCCUCACUCAAAUCCCUCCAAAUCUGCCACUCCAACACUGCUUUCCUCCCCGAAUCCCUCCGCCUCUUCUCCUCCCUCACCCGCCUCCACCUCUUCCAGUGUGUUCCGCUCUUCGCCCUCCCCUCCUUCCUCUCCUCCUUCUCCUCCCUCACCCACUUCUCCUUCGAUCGUGGCAAAAACCCUGUUGUGGUGCCGGUGGGCCUCGAAGGGUAUCUGCAGGGGAGAGGCUGGGCGCGAAAGCAGGAGGAGGAGGAGAAGUGGAAGUGGCAGGGGAAGGAGCACCAAGGGAGGAGACCGAAGACUCAGUGGGAAAUCGAGGAGGAGAGGAGGAGGGAGAUGAAAUGUCAGAGUGUGUUUGAGGGAUCAUUGUUGAGUGAGGAGCAGAAGGAGGAGCAGAGGGAGUGGUGGCGGCAGGUGGGGAGGGAAGAGGAAGGGGUGGGGGAGUUGAUUUGUCAGGGAGAUGGGGGGGACAAGCAGCAGCAGCCGCAGCAUCAGACGGAGCAGGGAGAUGAGUUGGUGCAUGGGGUACAGGAGGUGGAGUUGAGAGGCUCAUGCAAGGACGUGGGUGACAGCGAGCAUGUUUCACACGAUCAAUCGCUGGUACCAGCAGAGGAGGUACCAGCAGAGGAGGUACCAGCAGAGGAGGUACCAGCAGAGGAGGUACCAGCAGAGGAGGUACCAGCAGAGGAGGUACCAGCAGAGGAGGUACCAGCAGAGGAGCUGGCCACCUCCCGCUCCACUUCUCCGAGGCUCUCCCCUUUAUGGUUCGCCUCGCUCCCCUCCCCCUCCUCCCUCACCCACACCCUCGCCCACUACCCCAACCUCUCUACGCUCGCCCUUCCCCUCGUCUCCACCACGGCCUGCCCCCUCUGCCCCUCCCAUCUGGGGUCUCUGCUUACUGCUGCUGCCGCUCACCCUGCUCUCACCUCCCUCUCCUUGCUCCUAGAGCCCGGAUUCUCAGCCAACUGCGAGUGGGGCUAUGGGCGAGAGGACUGGUUUGAGGCUGCUGGGGUGGAGAAAAAGGUCCAGCGAUUGUUUGGCCAUGGGCGGGAGGAAUGGUGGGCGGCUGCUGGGAUGGAGAAAAAGGUGCGGCGAUGGUGGGGAGAGGCGAACGAGGAGAUGGAGAGGGGGCUGUUUGCCGUGCUGAAGAGAUGCCGGGGACUCAAGCAGCUGCACAUUCAAGGGGAGAACCUCUCAGACAGACUCAAACUCCCCCACUCUCUCUUCCUCCGCUGCCCACAACUCACAGCCCUCUCCCUCCCUCUCUACUGCCUCCCCUCGUCCCUCCUCCUCCUCUCACACCUCACCUCCCUGGCCCUCGCCCUCCCAGCAGACCCCAUGCCUCACUGCCUAUCCCUCCCGGCCCCCUUCUCCCACCUCCGCUCCCUCCACUCGCUCUCCCUGCAUGUGCCUAAGACCCUCAGCCUCUACUACCAGCUCCCUGAGGACGGCAGCAGCUGGAGCAGCGUCUCGGAGGAGCUGCUGCUGGGUCUGCCCUCUUGCCUCUCCGCCCUCUCCCUGCACCUCCCCACCACCGGCAUGCCUUCUUCCUUCUCCUGCCUCACUUCCCUGACUCGCCUCGACACCAACCUGCGGAUUCCGGGACUGGAUGACGCGGAGCAAGGGGUGGGAGCGGAGGAGGAAGAGGAGGAGGAGGAAGUGGAGGAGGAGGUAGGGGAGGUUGCAGCACAGGAAGAAAGCAAUGAGGAGGAGGAGCAAAGCAACCGGUUUGCCAAUGCACGCGCUGACUCACGACUCACUGAUGAGAGAUUGCUGCCUCUCUGCAACCUCACCUCCCUCUCUCUCUCCCACUACCUAUUCUUCCCUCCUCUCAUUCGCCACCUCACCCGCCUCACCUCCCUCUCUCUCCCAUCCCUCCACUGGGCAUACGAGUAUGGAGUCAACAACACCCCGCCCUGCUCCCUCUACCACGGCCUCUCUCCUCUCACUCGCCUGCACGACCUCUUCCUCGCUUGCGACAGCUCAGCCUGCCUGCCCCGCCUGCCCCGUCUGCGUCGCCUGUGUGUGCGAUGCACAGAAGAUACCGUGCACAUCGCUCGGCUCAUCGCGCACGUGGCACCAUCCCUGGAGCAGCUUAACGUCCGAGCCGACUAUGCCAUUUGCAUCUCGGCAGACCUUUCUGGCAGCAAACUCAACGGCGCAGCAACGGCAGUGGCCUGGCGCGGCAACGUCGGUGAAUGGAGGGCGCCUGUGUUUCACAAGCUCAAGGUGCUGCAGCUGGUGACGUCAAGCCCUGGUGUGGAUAUGUCGCUCUUCCCUGCCCUGGAGCACAUGGCACUCUCUGGCAGCCGAUAUGUGUCCUUGAAUGUGGAUACUGAAUCCUCUCGUAACCUCCGCUUCCUGCACUUGGACCAUGUAAACCUGUGGGGAUAUGACAGGGACCCUCAGCUGACGCAGCUCACAGCGCUCACCACUCUGGUGGUUGACAACGCUGACUGCCGGGACUUCCUUGCAUGCCUCUCCUGCUUCUCCUCUCUGCGCACCCUCUGCCUCUCCAACAUCACCAGAGGCUGCUCCGAGCCCUAUCUCACCUGCCCCCCUCUCCUCUCCACGCUUCAAAUCUGCCGCUGCGACCUGCCCCACCUCCCAUCCUCACUGGUGAAAUUCUCCCGCCUCACUCGUCUCGACCUUCUCCACUGGCGCCGCUUGCACUCUCUCCCGCCUUUCCUCUCCGCGUUCACGUCGCUCCGCCAUUUCAGAGUCACAUGCGAUGGCCCCAUGCCCCAUGUGCCGGCGUGCCUGAAAGAUUGUCUCAGAGGCAAAGAAUGGUAUGAGCAUUCGCCUUGUGAUGGGAGCUUUGCCAGUUGA